Salarias fasciatus (jewelled blenny) is the source of this 2090-nucleotide messenger RNA. RefSeq names its product nucleoporin 54 (gene nup54). NCBI's taxonomy places the organism in Eukaryota, Metazoa, Chordata, Actinopteri, Blenniiformes, Blenniidae. Bases 26 to 1897 code for a protein of 623 amino acids. Gene Ontology annotation, molecular function: structural constituent of nuclear pore. The record is from RefSeq and is a predicted model, not a curated record. Gene Ontology annotation, biological process: protein localization to nuclear inner membrane; NLS-bearing protein import into nucleus; nuclear pore organization. The transcript has 15 exons. Gene Ontology annotation, cellular component: nuclear pore central transport channel; nuclear pore.
GAAGAAGUGACAUCAGCCAGGCAGCAUGGCGUUCAGUUUUGGCGGCGCUACGAGCAACCCGGCGGCAAGUACGUCCGGGUUUUCAUUUGGUUCAUUUGGAGCUAAAACCACCGCACCCACCGCGUUUGGCUUCGGCGCCGCCACCUCCACCACCGCCUCGUCCGGAUUUAGCACUCUCACGGCUCCCAGCUUCGGAGCCGCCGCCACCACCACGGCCGCCCCGGCCACCGGGUUCAGCUUCGGCUCCACCAGCACUGGAUUUGGGGGGCUGGGAGCCGGAGCCGCGGCGGCUGGUGGGUUUAGUUUUGGGGGGUUCGGGUUAAAUGCCAACCCGGCAGCAGUCAGCUUUAAUGUGGGGUGCUUUGGUACAGCUACCACCACUGGCAGUGUUUUCAAUUUUGGUAAUAGCCUGGCUAGCACAGGCGCCUUCGGCGGCUUCGGGACCACGACCACCACCGCCGCCGCGCCGGGCUCCACCUUCAGCUUCGCCGCCCCGUCCAGCACCACAGGAGGAUUGUUCGGCAACACGCAGAACAAAGGCUUCGGCUUCUCGUCCGGCCUCGGCGCCGGCGGCGCCGCCGGGACGUCGGGCUUCGGGACCGGACUGGGAACAACCGGCCUGGGCGGGUUCGGAGGCUUUAACAUCCAGCCGACGCAGCAGCAGGGCGGCCUGUUCGGCCAGCAGGCCCAGCAGCAGCAGGGCCAGGCUCAGCCCACGCAGCUGUACCAGCAGGUGACGGCGCUGUCGGCCCCCACCCUGCUGGGGGACGAGCGGGACUCCAUCCUGGCCAAGUGGAACCAGCUGCAGGCCUACUGGGGCACCGGGAAGGGCUACUACAGCACCAGCAGCCCCCCGGUGGACUUCACCCUGGAGAACCCCUUCUGCAGGUUCAAGGCGGUCGGCUACAGCUGCGUCCCCGUGAGCAAGGACGAGGACGGCCUGGUGGUCCUGGUCCUCAACAAGAAGGAGGCGGAGGUGCGGGCGCAGCAGCAGCAGCUGGUGGAGUCGCUGCACAAGGUCCUGGGGAGCAACCAGACGCUCACCGUCAACGUGGACGGCGUCAAGUCCCUGCUGAGCGACCAGACGGAGGUCAUCGUCUACGUGGUGGAGCGCUCCCCCAACGGCACGUCCAAGCGGAUCCCGGCCAGCACGCUCUUCAGCUACCUGGAGCAGGCCAACGUCAAGCUGCAGCUCACGCAGCUGGGCGUGGCCAUGUCCGUCACCCGCACCGAGCUCACGCCCGCGCAGCGCAAGCAGCUGCUGCAGAGCGCCCCCGCAGGAGUGGAUCCCAUCAUCUGGGAGCAGGCCAAAGUGGACAACCCCGACCCGGAGAAGUUGAUCCCCGUGCCGAUGGUGAGCUUCAAGGAGCUGCUCCGCCGGCUGCAGAUCCAGGAGCAGAUGACCAAACAGCACCAGACCCGAGUGGACAUCAUCUCCAACGACAUCAGUGAGCUUCAGAAGAACCAGGCGACCACGGUGGCCAAGAUCGCCCAGUACAAGAGGAAGCUGAUGGACCUGUCCCACCGGGUGCUGCAGGUGCUGAUCAAGCAGGAGAUCCAGAGGAAGAGCGGCUACGCCAUCCAGGUGGACGAGGAGCACCUGAGGGUGCAGCUGGACACCAUCCAGUCCGAACUCAACGCCCCCACACAGUUCAAGGGUCGCCUCAACGAGCUGAUGUCCCAGAUCCGGAUGCAGAACCACUUCGGCGCCGUGCGGUCCGAGGAGCGUUACAGCGUGGACGCAGACCUCCUCCGAGAAAUCAAGCAGCACCUGAAGCAGCAGCAGGACGGCCUGAGCCACCUGAUCAGCGUCAUCAAAGACGACCUGGAGGACAUCAAGCUCAUCGAGCACGGGCUGAGCGACAGCGUCCACAUGAGAGGAGGCAUCCUGAGCUGAACACACACACACACACACACACACACACACACACACUCACACUCUAUUGUUAGCCUCCUCGAUGACAAAUCAGAUUGAGAAUGAGAUUACAUGUGCAGCCGGGAUGUAAACAGGUGUGUGAGUGUGUGUUUAAUUGUAAAUACAACUUUGUAUUUUUUUAAGGUCUUAGUAUGUUAAUAAAUUUCCUGUGAAC